GGAGAGAGAGAGAGAGAGACACUACCAAACACUACCACAUACAACAAAAAAGAAAAGAAAAGAAAACCAACAACCCAACCAAAGACAUAUUCCCCAACCAUCCCAUUCUUCCUCCCCACUCCCUCUUUGUACAUGUUUUUAUAUAUAAAUUCUCUAUAUAACCAUCAUUAUCAUAUUCUUUGGUGAGAAUUCCCCCAAAAAUGUCUUGAUACACUGAUUUUGCGACAAGAAAACUUGUUUUUUCUUAGUCACAAGGACUCAAACUAUAUGAACAUAUACUCAACUUUGUUCUUUCUCUUCCUACUUAAACUAUCUUCAUCACCUUCUGGCCUUCCUACAAAUAUUCUACAUUAUCCAUUGCCCAUUUGAUCUUCCCUAACUACAAAACAACUCUCUCACAAACUCACCAUCAUGAAUAAAAACGCCAUUUUCAGCAUGAAAACUAAGCUUAGAGGAAUUCCUCCGCCGGUAAAAGCCGCCGGAGGCAGCUGUUCCGAGGCGGCUUCAGGGUUGGAAAUCAGGCCUGGAGGAAUGCUAGUUCAGAAGAGAACAUCAGAUGCCAAUCACAACUCCAAUCCCAAGAUCAAAGUCAGAGUGAAAUACGGCUCAUCUCAUCAUGAAAUCGCCCUUAGUCCUGAAGCAACUUUUGGGGAACUGAAGAAGCUGCUUGCCGGGCCGACGGGCUUGCGGCCGCAGGAUCAGAAGCUGGUGUUCAAGGACAAGGAGAGGGAUUCAAGAGCUUUUCUUGACGUUUGCGGCGUGAAGGAUGGAUCAAAAAUUGUGCUGCUUGAAGAUGAUCUGAGCAUAGAACGACGGUUUCUUGAAUCACGAAGGACUGCGAAAAUGGAGACGGCGUCGAAAGAGAUAGCUGCAGUUAGAUUUGAAGUCGACAGGCUUGCUAAACAGGUGAUGAAUGUUGAGAUGGAAAUCAAUGGAGGCAAGAAAGUUGUGGAGGCAGUUUUGUUGAACUUGAUAGAGCUGUUGAUGAUAGAGCUUAUAAAGCUGGAUGGGGUUGCAGCUGAUGGAGAUGUGAAAUUGGAGAGAAGAAUGCAGGUGAAAAGGGUGCAGAAGUACAUAGAAACUCUUGAUGUGCUGAAGCUGAGAAACUCAGGCCUACGCAAAGCGGCAUUGCAGCACAAGAUUUUCACAGGGCAGAUGCCAACAACACAUGAAAACCAGCAAGAAGUGCAGAGGAAGCAGCUGGGGAAUUUGGGUGGGAGGGCAAAUCCAGGGGCAGUGAUUGUAACAACAAAGUGGCAAACGUUCUAAUUUUUGAUCUGUACAUAGAAAAAUCACAUCCUUGUUUAUAAAUUGCAGUUCAGAUCUUCUAUUACAAU
Molecule: messenger RNA, 1337 nt
Organism: Sesamum indicum (sesame)
Lineage: Eukaryota; Viridiplantae; Streptophyta; Magnoliopsida; Lamiales; Pedaliaceae
Product: BAG family molecular chaperone regulator 1
Biological process (GO): protein stabilization
Cellular component (GO): cytoplasm
Molecular function (GO): protein-folding chaperone binding; adenyl-nucleotide exchange factor activity
Source: RefSeq, a predicted model, not a curated record